Verticillium nonalfalfae is the source of this 378-nucleotide messenger RNA. RefSeq lists its product as uncharacterized. Lineage: Eukaryota; Fungi; Ascomycota; Sordariomycetes; Glomerellales; Plectosphaerellaceae. Bases 1 to 378 code for a protein of 125 amino acids. The record is from RefSeq and is a predicted model, not a curated record. The transcript is spliced from 2 exons.
AUGGGUGGCUUCUACACUCAGUAUCUGGAGAGUCUCUGCCGACGACGUGGGUGGCAAGAUCCUACGUACGAGUGUUACCGUGACCCCAGCGGCUUCACGUGCCUCGUCCUUGUCAACGGACGAGAGUACCAGACUGAUCUGGCCUACCAAUCGGACGUGCUUGCGCAGGAGAAUGCUGCCAUGAGGGCUUUCAUGGUGUGCCGCAACUUCUCGGUCAACGGAGGCAUGCUCGCUCGUAACGGUAUCGUUCAGGGCCUCCCGGCCACUGAGGCUCCUCGCCGCUCCUCCAAGAAGAGCCGCCACAUGGCUUCCAGCCAGCGUGACAACCGCCGGUCUGGACACCACUCGAGCAGCAGCUCGACUGCCUCUUUCGAAUAG